Mya arenaria is the source of this 3676-nucleotide messenger RNA. RefSeq lists its product as uncharacterized. The transcript has 5 exons. NCBI's taxonomy places the organism in Eukaryota, Metazoa, Mollusca, Bivalvia, Myida, Myidae. The coding region runs from base 357 to 2354 and encodes 665 amino acids. The record is from RefSeq and is a predicted model, not a curated record.
GUGCAAUGCCAUUGUAUUUGAUAUUGAACUAAGUAAAACAAUAUUGUAUAUUUUUAAACAGGAAGUAAUGAAGGUUUAUGUUAAACAGUUAUGUUACAUAAUUCAAGAAAGGUCGUUAUAACUUUUUCUUCAAGAAUAUUCUCGUCACACUUGAGCAUAUUGGAUUUAAUUUUUUUUAAUAAUAGUUCAGCAUUUAGAUCUUAGUCAUCGGAAAGAACCUAAAAUUAAAGUCGGAUAUUCGAUUUUUAAAGACUGCAUUUCCAUGAUACAAAAACAUGAGAACUUAAAACACAACUAUUAAGUGCACUAACAAAACUAAAUGUGGAUGGAUAUAAAACAUUAAAAACUCGGAAACUAUGGCAACGUCCAAGGAUCACAACAAAAAGGCAACGAUAACCAAGAAGAAGAACUUUAACAAGAAUAAGGCAAAGACAAUAAAUGGUAUUUUAAGAGAGGGACUUGAGUUUCCAGUGCUCGUGACCGCGUGCAACACGGAUUACGAGAUAUCCGACCAGUUUGACCUACCGGAUACUACUGAAAUUCUAUUGGAUAAAAUUGAGCAUGCGCAGUUCGCCCAAAUCCGUGCGCUUCCGUUCAACGACGUAGAUAGCGUGCGCGAGCAAAAGGGAGCAGAUACAAUGAAAAGCAGACGACAGUGCGAAGGGCUGGAGUUUCUGGUUCCUGUCUUGUAUCCUGGGAAACUGCGAUACGUAGACAUACCGGGUCACAGAACAAGGUUCUCAUCCAUACAAGAGGUGAUCGAAAGUUUCCCACGGCAUGUAAAGGUAGAGUCGGACAUGACUUUAUGCGAGCCAUACGGCGUCCACGGAACCGGUCCAGACGUUCCCGCCAUGACAAUCCUGAAGCCUAAACGUGUCUACUACGACAGCUGCACUAAACUCAGAUACCUCCAGUGCAACGCCGGUGACCAAGAAUACCACAUCCGGGAGGAUGAAAUCGUCAACAUGACCUCAAUUCUUGACAACAAUUUAUACACUCUCAGCGAUUUGAAGAAGGACGGGGCCCUUCUCGCAUGUGUUCAGUUUAAUGACGUCGGGCUGCUUGAGAUUGUUCUUAAAUGCCGCGAAGAAGCAUGUCGUCUGCUGGAAAUAUUAAGUUCGCCAAUAGAAGUGAUUGGUUUUACGUCCAAGGCUUUCGUCUGUGCAUAUGUCCAAGAAGAAAACGAGAUCUGUAGAUCGGUGGCCUUGAUACCUGAAAGCUUAUGGGGAAAGCAACAGUUUCACGUCCAUGCAUCUAAAGAAAUGGAGGAUCACGUUAAAAAGUAUUUUGAAAUGUACAAAGACAAUUAUUGGUUGAGAAGUAGCAUUUACGCCGUUGAAGCAACAGGGCCUGGAAGUGAAAGACUUACUUGGUUACGACGGCCAAGCGAUUAUCUGCAUGUGACUUCAGAUCCAGACAAUGAGCCGCCACCGCCGAUUCCAAAAAGACGACCAGUGGCCAAGGUGAAACCGGAAAUUGCCAGGCGGCAGACGACACCAUCAAAUCCCGAAACAGAAGGAAGGAAAACCAGACGGCAGGUCUCGAUUUCCGUUGAAAGCGACAGCAGUUCUUUUAACGACAUCAAACUUCCAAUCAAGAAAGAAGAAGAUCGAACAAACAUUGUCCAAAAGAGCAAAAUGGGCUUUAAAAGAAUACAUUCAGAGCUGCUCGCAAUGUUCAGCUCAAAAGCUACAAAAGAAAAUCAAUACAGGAAAAGGGUUCAUUUAAAACCCCUUCAACAGUCAAAGGUUAAGUCUUACCUAGAAAGAAUCACUAUCAUGAAUAACUCCGACAAAAACACGGACAGUUCCGUUGAACCGUCUAGCCCAGUGACUCCAGUAUCUCCGCAGUCACAAUCAAUCCAUCCAAUGGCAUCGAGGACCUUACCCCCAUUGCCUGAGCAAUCGAAACCUACAACGGAAGCGUCUUCAGUUGGUUUGGCCUCGUGGUCGCCAGGUCAGAGUGGUCUGGGAGGUUUAUAUAAUACUCAAUAUGACAACGAUGGAGCGGACGAUGGUGAAGAAGACACCGACAGAAUAUAUGACGAAGCAGAUGAUGAACAGCAUGAUUAUCUUAAACCUUUAAUGCUCGAGGAUUUAAAGAAAAAAUCACACCAAAACCAAAGUUCGCAGGAGUUCUAUAGCUACUCUGUUACAGAAGUGUCUGAUUGCUUUAAACUGUGUUUUUCGGACAAACAAUGUCUUGGAAACUACUGUGCAGAAAAGAGAUUGGAUGGUAAUUUCUUUCAACGGUUUGAGGACCCAUCAAUGGUUUUUGAAGGUAUUGAACUUAGUAACAUUGACAACACUAAACUGAAAGCUAUUAUACACGAAGGCUGGCGACCAAAGCUUUGAAUGUACACUGUUUGUAUGUCUGUAUUUAAAAAUGCAUUGCCGUUUUUAGUAUUGACGAAAACACAUUUUGUUAUUCGAUUUAUUUCACUGUAUGAAAGUUGUAUGUAACAAAUUACACAAAACAUGGUCAAAAUGACUUAAUAGCAUAACAUAUCUUUCUUAUUGAUAAAUCGCAUAUCUUUAAAUGCAUGAAGCUUAAUUAGAUGAAUUCCCAUCACGACAAUAUUAUGAUUAUUCAAAAUUAUAAUUUAAUAUAUCUUCAUAGUUUUAAUAUAUAGUAUGUAACUGUGCUGUUUGUGGAAUUUCAUUUAUCUUAAGUUCUAUUCAUAAACGUUCUUAAGUAGUAGUUGGUAAAUCUCAACUUAAGAUCUGAAGGAUUUCUAGAAAUUUCUUAAGUCCCGUUGCUAUGUGUUGAAUACUUUUCAAAGAAGAAAUGUACCAAAAGCUACCGUCUAUUUUUUACUGUUUUGGAAGCAAAUUUGUAUCCUUUUGUUCAAUACACGUAAAAGGGUUGCGCCCCUAGGAUACGCCACCUCUAAAGUCAAUUCCGGUAACCGCCCGUGAUGGGCAGAAAAAGGCAUAUACAGUCAAACAUGAUGUUUUUGACUUUGCGGGGAGGAUUCGAUGUAACUAUUAGUCUGAUACUUAAGCAAUAACAAUCACCAGGUCCCGCCGAUAUUUGAACUCGGAUCGCAGGAUUCAGAUUCCUGAGUGCUAACCAUUACUCAAGGGGACCUCGUUGAAUACGGUGAACUCAGAGUACAGUUUAGAUAAAGAGAUCGGUUAUCCCUAACCUGUAACCAUCGUUGUCUCAAGAAAUACUCACAAUGCAGGAAAGGUAGUGUAACACGCCUUAAUCUUUUAGUUUGUACAAGCUCCUCAUGUCCAUGCUUCCACGUAAGCGGCCCGAAUCGUAGGAUUCAUAGGCCUGAGUGUUAACCAUUACACCGCCAUGAUUGUUUUUAUAUAUUUCAUAUGCCACAGUCAUGCAUAAGAAAAAAAUGAGUUGUUUAAACUUGUUUGGUAAAUGUUGUAAUUGAUACAUUUUCAAUGUACAGAUAUAUGCACCAAUCCAUCCCAGAAAACCUUGAUGAAUAGUGUUAUACAACCUUUCAGAGCAUCCAUCGGUGUUACCUAGCUAUAUUGAUAAGCUUGAUGUUUUUGACUUUUCGGGGAGGAUCAAAAUGAUAUGACUGUUUUUCUGAGUUUAUACUUAGUUAUGUUACUUUGAGUUGUGUGUCAAUUAUAGACAGUCACUUGUAAUUUAAGUUAUGUGUUUUAAAGUACAAUUUUCAAAUUAUUAUAAAAAUCACUAGGUCCCG